CGUAACAUUGAGGAACCCAACAUGUAUGACACAAUACGAGUCCAUGCUGAGUUUAGUACGGCAGACGACUUUUCUAGAGGUCCAGAGUUUGCGAUUAAUUCUAAAGAGGGAUUUCUCACAAAACUUGGAGCAAGGUUUAAGACUUGGCAUACGAGAUGGUUUGUGCUACAGAAAUACGAGCUUCGUUACUACAAAAAGAAGGAGGACUCUCGUGCUAUCCGAGCCAUGGACCUCCGGGAAUGCGAGGAAUGUAAACGGGAUUACACGAACAAAGGCAAAUUUAAUGUUUUCAGGGUCGUUUUCAAGUGGAGAACAUUUUUCAUGUACUCGACGACAGAGCAAGAGUGCAAUGACUGGAUUAAACUCAUCAACUGGAAAUUGAAAAAUACUCCAAGACGACCAUGACGUUUUGCUGAACUUGUGAGAAAUGCUGUAUGCAAUUGUUCUAGUAAGUGGUUACGAGUGCAAUCAAAAGAGAAAACGACUUCCAUUUUGAAAAAAAAAUGUGACACAGUAAGUUUGGGAUUGUGUUAUCCAAUAUUUUGAUUGGCAUUACAUACGUUACAUUAACUUCCAUUCAUGGCUGCAGCUCAGUUGUCUGUGCUUCAAAAAUGCUUCAAGUAUUCAUCAGAAGCUAAAAACAAGCAUUUGUUGUGUUGUGUACAUUCAACAUUGCAUUGCUUGUACAGCCAAAAAACCCCAACAGAUUUCGGGAAGUUUUUCAACAAACUACAGACUUCAAGAAAUUCCUGCUCAUCAAACGACUUACUUCAAGAUUCAAGAAUGAGUUCAUCAAAUGAUCUGCUUCAAAAUUUAGCUGUUCAUCAAAUAACAUGCCUCAAUAAUUUGAAGUUCAACAAAAAAUAUCCUUCAAGAACUUGCUAUUUAUCAAGCAACAUGCAUGCUUCAAUAGCUUAUUGUUCAGAGCGUAGUUGAAGUCUUUAAGUCAGAUGUCUUCAAGAAUGUGCAGUGUUUAUGGACAGUUAUUUCUUAUAUGAAAACAGCUUAUGUUCGUCAACAACAUGCUUCAAAGAUUUUUGAUGUUCAGUUAAAAUUGAUACAUUGUAGAGGAAAAUUUGACCACCUGGUGCAUUGGUGUCAGAUGUUAUAAGUUGUGUAUGUGUUGUGUGUGACAUUUUGAUAAAAUGUCUGAUAAUUAAAAGUGCAAUUUCCCAGCUUUAUAUACAUAUACAUGUACACUGAUAUUGCAUUUCUCCCCAUGCUAUUUUUCUUGUACUUUAAUUUUUUGUUGUUUUUGAAAAACGAUCUUCUUGAAUCCCACCUGUUGUUCACUUUUUGAAUAUAUAUCAAAUAUAUAUAGUUGUCCAAAAUUUCCUGUUUGAAAGUGUUUUUGCUGCUUUCGUAUUGGAAGUGGUGAGAUUAUAUUUAAAAUAUUUAACUACUGUGGAUUUUUACUAUCCUUUUUAAACUGAGAAGUUUUUGCAUAAUUCUUAAAAUGUUUAUAGUUUCGCAGUAGUUUUGGUGGUCACAUUGCGUAGACUUUACAUCAGCAUUAAUUGGUACACUUGAAACACUAGUGUUUUGCUACGAGCGUUUUAUCAUUUAUUUUGAUAGAUAUGAGUUCCUCAUAUUUUGAUGUACACCUAGCUUGAAUAUACACCUCCUAUUUUGAUGUUGACACCCCCAGGAAACCAGCAGAGAGUCUAUGCUUUAAAUUAACCCUUUCACCCCUAUGUAACUUUAGUAGAAUCUACCAUGUAUUGAUAUGGAUAAGUCCAUUAUGGUCUAC
Molecule: messenger RNA, 1750 nt
Organism: Mizuhopecten yessoensis (Yesso scallop)
Lineage: Eukaryota; Metazoa; Mollusca; Bivalvia; Pectinida; Pectinidae
Product: dual adapter for phosphotyrosine and 3-phosphotyrosine and 3-phosphoinositide-like
Exons: 5
Coding region: 22-405 (127 amino acids)
Source: RefSeq, a predicted model, not a curated record